UUCUUCAGGAAUCCUUAUGAAGAAAAAUAUAGAUUAAUUCGGAUUGGAAAUCCAGCAUUUUCUACGAGGCUGUUGCCUGUCAGAGGAGCAGUUGAAUGUCUAUUUGAGAUGGGGUUUCAGGAGGGAGAAACUCACCUGGUUUUCCCUAAGGAAGCUUCGAUUGAGCAGCUACGUAAAAUCAGAGACUUAAUUGCUGGAGAGAGGACUAGCAGACUGAAUGAGUCAAAUCAAAUCCACAGAUCAGGAUCCUCUGAAACUGUGGCCAGCACUCAGACAGAUGCACAUCAGCCUUCAAGACCUCUUGACUCUGUUCUUGCCCCUGCCCGUCAGCAACCAGAAACAUCACUUGUGCAAUCUCUUGAAAUGGCUGCAAAUAUCUUGAAAACACUUCAAACAAAAUUUGAGCAUCUUGUAUUGAUGUAUGAGAAUCCUUCUAUUCAGCAGAAAGCACUAGCUUCAAUUCCCCUCCAGCAAUUGAAAGGGAAGGCUCAGAAAAAGCUAGCACAAGCUACAAGACUGGACAAAGGUGCACAUGUGAGUGAAGAGGACUUCUUGUUGUUGGAGCUCUUGGACUGGUUUAAGAAUGACUUUUUUCACUGGGUAAAUAAUCUUCCUUGCAGCAGGUGUGGUGGGCAGACAGAGCCUAAAAGUGACUACCUGUUGCCUACUGAUGAUGAUCUAAGAUGGAAUGUCAGUCGAGUGGAAAAUCAUUACUGCAACCAGUGUCAGUUCUGUAAUAGAUUCCCAAGGUAUAACAACCCCGAAAAACUUCUGGAAACCAGAUGUGGACGCUGUGGCGAGUGGGCUAACUGUUUUACACUGUGUUGCAGAGCUGUAGGGUUUGAAGCUAGAUAUGUAUGGGACUGUACAGAUCAUGUGUGGACUGAAGUAUAUUCUUCAUCUCAGAAAAGAUGGCUUCACUGUGAUCCCUGUGAAAAUGUCUGUGAUAAACCUCUUCUCUAUGAAACUGGGUGGGGAAAGAAGCUCUCCUACAUAAUUGCAUUCUCCAAAGAUGAGGUUGUUGAUGUCACCUGGAGAUACAGCUGUAAGCAUGAAGAAGUACUCUCUAGAAGAACAGCACUCAGUGAAACUACACUACGUGAAACAAUUAACGCAUUAAAUAAAACGAGACAACGUCCUUUGUCAGAAAAUAGGAGGAGAGAGCUCUUGGAAAGAACAAUUGUGGAGCUUGUUGAAUUCAUUUCUCCUAAAACACCUAAACCCGGAGAAUAUGGUGGAAGGACAUCAGGUUCAAUGGCUUGGCGAAUAGCCAGAGGUGAAAUUGGUCCAGAGAAAAGAAAAGAAGUAAUUUUUAUUCCCUCUGAAAAAGAGAAGACAUCUAAAGUCUUCCACCUCAUCUACAAUAUAGUAGAAGAUAGUUAUACACGGAUUUCCAGUAAUAAUGAAAAAAUAAUUGGCUGGGAAACAGGUGUUUGGAAGGCAGAGUCCAUUUGGAGAAAGGUUGAAACAGAUUGGAAAAUGGUUUAUUUAGCCCGAAAAGAGGGGUCAUCGUCUGCUUCCAUCAGCUGGAAGUUUGAGUGCAAGUCAGUCGGUCUAAAAAUAGAUAACAUUUCAAUUAGGACAAGCAGUCAGACGUUUCAGAGUGGAAGAAUAAAGUGGAGACUUUGCUCUCCAACAGCAGAAAUUGCUCUGAUAGGAGAUAAAAAUCUUUGCUCCUAUUCAGAUUUUUCUGGUGCAACGGAAGUUGUGUUGGGAGCAGUUCUAAAUGGAGGAGAUGGUGAAGCUGCAUGGCAACAUACACAGCUGUUCAGAGACAGCUUAACAGGAUGUGGAGAAAAUUGCUUGGAGAUAAUUAUAAAACUCAGUGACCUCUGAGAACCUGAACUGAAGAGAUGUUCUUUGGAUUCCUUGAAGACUUUAUACCAUGGAUACAACAUGAAGAUUUGGUUGGCAGUUCCUGUUCAUCCUGCUGGCAGCUUAUUUCCUGUCUCACUGCUUCCAUUUAGCCAACUUGAAACUGCGCGUGUAUUGAAUAGGUAAACAUCACAAUGAAAACCUCUUUGCUUUAGAUACAAACACCAAAAUUAAGGGAUUGAAUCAUUAAAUAUUCUUUUCUUAAACUUUAUGAUGGAAAGGAAACAGUUUUUAGGAAGCAAAACAUGAUCAUAACAGCACAGAGCAAUUGUAACCGACUUUAAUUUGGAGUUUUGGGCUUGGCUUGCUGGGGUUUUUUUAUAAUCUACUCCUUGGAAAAACAGUUUGAAUUCCAUUUUCCUAUGACAACAGAUAUUUGUGAUGAUUUUUAAAUAUUUUGAAGAAUAAUCGAAGACACAGUCAUUUUAAGAGAAAACUAUGAUUUUAUGUAAUAACCAGAAGAGCUGAAAUUAAGAUAAAUACUGAAGCAAUCUUAAAAUGAUCUUGUUAGAUAUCUAAGUAUUAAACUUGCAUUUAAUACCUAGAAAUGUUUGGAAAUAUGAUGGUGUACUAGGAAAAUAAACUAAUUUUGAAAGAAAUGUUCAUUAUGUACCUAAAAUUGUCAUGGCCUGUGAUAUGAAAUCGAGACUUAAAACUGAGUAAGAACAUCAGAUUUUUUUCUAUGAAAAAAUAGAUUAUUCAUUAUAAGUACUUUUUAAUUAUAUAAAUUCAAAUUUUCCCACUUUUAAAAAGAUUUAUUAAGCGUGUAGGUUGAAAUUACUUUUUAAGCUAUUGUCUUCAGUUGCUUUGAAUGCUUUUUGCAAAUUUGAUGUAAAAGUACAUACAGCUUUUCUGUUCCUUAAUGCAACGUUCAAAUUUCUUUGCAUUGAGUAUAAUAAAAACUGCCACCCAGGAGAUGUCAGAUGUAGCAGUGCUGUGAAUAAAGUGAAUGUUCAGAUUAGGUAGUCUUUAUCAGAGAAUUUGAGGAGGGCUAUGGCUGGACUGUACAAGAAAUUUUCUAUUAUAGCACUAUAACGCAAAGUUCAAACUACAGUUUUAUUUUAAAAUAAGUGAAAAUUAGGGGUGAUGCUAUCACGAUCAGUGUUUUUAAAGCUUUUUGUUCCUUUUUUCUGACCCUUCCAACCACUUUAUUGAUUUGAAAUUAUUGUCAAAGAUAAUUUACAUUGAAAUAAAUGUUUGCUGACCUUUCAACAAAUCUAAGCGAAUAUAAGACUAUGCAGAUUUUAUUAGGAAACUGCGUAUGCAUAGUGAGUAUAGGCGUCAAAAUUAUACCACAGACAUCUUAAAAAGUAGUAGAUUAUGGCAGCUCAGGAGUGACAGAAUGAUGUAUGAUAGAUUACAUAUUUUGUUUCAGAAUGUAAAUUGACAGUUUAUGAGGGGGAUUAGAAAGAGAGUCUCACUCCCUUAAUACAGAACAACGUAGUGACAGGGAGCUGUAUGGAAGGGUGUUCGUCUACACUUGACUAAUGCAAAGUGAAUUUGCCAGUCUCCAUUCAAAACUCCUUCUGUAUUUAGUUUCAGCUAAAUGCUAGUUCUGAGAUUUUGAGUGGGAACCCAACAGAAAAGCAUUUUAGACUAAUCUGUAUAUUAUGUUGGAAGAAAAUGGGCAAAAAAAGACGACUUAGUGGCACCAAUCAACAAAAAUGUUUCCGCUUCGUGAUUUUGAUAGCUUAAAAAGGUACUGCUUUAAUCAGAAAUUAUUUUUGGCGUUGUAUUACUUAAAAUAGAGGGCUGUGAGGAAUUGCAGAACGGCUUAAUUGCAUUUGAUAAUUUGAAAGCAGAAGGCAGAAUAAAUUUAAAAGUAGUAGGAUAAAAGUAAUUUUCUCACAAUUUUGGUCAGAAUCUCUGGGGGAAGAGUAAUAGCUGCAGAUAACUUAAUAAAAUCAUACACUCAAACAGUAGAGUAGUUGAAGUCCAUUAUGAAAAUGUUUGAAUGAAUUAAAAAGAUGGAAAAAUGUCUCGCCAAUCUAAUUACUCAAGAAGUACCUCUGUAUUUGUAAGAUCACAUGCAAUGAAUAAAAGUGCUAAUUUUAGGAAAGAA
Pygoscelis adeliae (Adelie penguin) is the source of this 3937-nucleotide messenger RNA. RefSeq names its product N-glycanase 1 (gene NGLY1). The record is from RefSeq and is a predicted model, not a curated record. The annotation marks the transcript as partial. Lineage: Eukaryota; Metazoa; Chordata; Aves; Sphenisciformes; Spheniscidae. Gene Ontology annotation, biological process: glycoprotein catabolic process; protein quality control for misfolded or incompletely synthesized proteins; protein deglycosylation. Gene Ontology annotation, cellular component: cytoplasm; cytosol; nucleus. The transcript has 11 exons. Gene Ontology annotation, molecular function: peptide-N4-(N-acetyl-beta-glucosaminyl)asparagine amidase activity.